Messenger RNA from Fulmarus glacialis (Northern fulmar), 698 nucleotides. RefSeq names its product nicotinate phosphoribosyltransferase (gene NAPRT). NCBI's taxonomy places the organism in Eukaryota, Metazoa, Chordata, Aves, Procellariiformes, Procellariidae. The annotation marks the transcript as partial. Gene Ontology annotation, molecular function: nicotinate phosphoribosyltransferase activity. The record is from RefSeq and is a predicted model, not a curated record. The transcript has 7 exons. Gene Ontology annotation, biological process: NAD+ biosynthetic process.
AUGUCGCCUACCUGCGCUCCGUCCUGCCCAGCACCACGGAGGACGCCUUCUUCGAUUACCUGGCCACCCUGGACGCCUCGGAGGUGACCGUCUCUGCAGUGCCGGGUGGCUCCAUCGUCUUCCCAAGGCCAUAUUCCACCCUGCUGCACUUUCCUGGCUCUGCACUGAAGCUGAUGGAGAUCGGGCUCCGUCGUGCUCAGGGGCCGGACGGUGCCCUUUCGGCUUCCAAGUACUCCUAUAUUGGGGGUUUUGACUACACCAGUAACGUCCUGGCGGGGAAGCUCUACGGCAUCCCGGUGUGCGGCACCAUCGCCCACUCCUUCAUCAUGUCCUUCACCUCGCUGGAGGAGGUGCAGCUCCGGGGGCUGCUGGACACGUACUGCGUCAGGAGGAGCGGCUUGCCGAACUUCUGUGCCGUGGCGCUGGCCCUGCACCAGCUGGGGUACCGGGCCAUCGGGGUGCGCCUGGACAGCGGUGACCUGGCCCAGCAGUCCAAGGAGAUCCGCCGAGUGCUCCGAGCCUGCGGUGCUCACUUCCAGGUGCCCUGGUUUGAGACCAUCCCCAUCGCCGUCAGCAACGACAUCAGCGAGCAGAGCCUGGAGGAGUUCAGCCGGGAGGGGAGCGAGAUCGACAUGAUCGGCGUCGGGACGAACCUGGUGACGUGUCCCCUGCAGCCGUCGCUGGGCUGUGUUUACAAG